AUGACUCUUGAACAUUGGAAUCAGUUUGAAGAAAAUGAUGUAUGUUUAACUCAAAUCUGUGUUGAAGCAGCCAACAAUUUACUCAAGAGUAUCGAUGAGACAGUUGAUCCAUGUGAAAAUUUUUACCAAUUUACCUGCGGAACAUGGCUCAAGAAUACAAAAAUACCUGUAGAAGACACCAGUACAGCUGCAUUUGCCAUAGUGCAAACUCAAUUAACUAACAAUAUAAUUGAUAUUCUCUCAUCAACAUCAUCAUCAUCAUCAUCGACCAACAUCGAUCAAUCUCAUGCGAUUAUUAAUGCUCGCCGUUUGUAUGCUUCGUGUAUUGAUGAAGAAACCGUCGAAGAAGAAGAUACCGAUGUGCUUCUCUCAUUUAUAAAUAUACAAUUGGGUGGAUGGCCAAUUUUGCAAGGCUCUAGAUGGAACAAUUCGACAUUUAACAUAUCGAAUCAAUUACUUAAACUGUUCGAAUAUGGACAUCAAUUCAUCUUCAGUGUUGGUACGAUUGGUGAUGAUCAAAAUUCGUCUGCUAAUAUAAUAACAAUCGCACAAGGAGAUCUUGCUUUGAGUAUACGCAGUAUCUAUGAAAGCGAGAAUCCAAUCACUAUUGCCUAUCGUCAAUUCAUGUAUGAGAUAGUUCUAGCAUUGACUAAUGAUACAUCGAUGAUCAAUGACGAUGUUAAUGCUACAUUUGAAUUAGAAAAGCAGAUUGCCAAGUAUCAUUGGACAGUUGCCGAACUGGUAGCUCAUAUUGAUGAAAAUAUUCGUACAACACUUGGAAACCUUUCACGUACAUUGAAUGUCAAUUUUGAUUUUGUGAAUUAUCUUCGACGUGCCUAUGCUUUGGCUAAUGUGAGUCUUGUGAAUGAGGAUAUUGUGCUCGUUAUGACAAUAAACUUUAUACGCAAUGUUUCUUCGAUUAUUGAUCAUUAUUCAUCACGUACUUUGCAAAACUAUCUAGUGUGGCGUUUGGUACUUAGUCGAAUUGAUCAGAUGCCAAAACGAUUUCAAAUUAUCCAACAAAACUUUUUCACAGUAUUGACAGGAACCAAGUCUCAAAAAGCACGUACCACUGAAUGUGCUACGUUUGUCAAUACUUUGAUGGGUUUUGCUGUUUCUAAACUCUAUAUUCAAAAGUAUUUUGAUGAGAAUGCUCGUAAUCAAUCAAUGGACAUGAUUGAAAAUAUUCGUAAUACAUUUAUUGAUAUGAUUCAACAAUCAUCUUGGAUGGAUUCUAUAUCGAAAUCUAAAGCAAUAGAGAAAGCUCGUAACAUAAUCGAAGAAAUUGGCUAUCCUGAUUAUUCAGGUAAUGAAAAUUUAACUAAAUUGGAGAUAGACUAUGCUGAGUACAAUUUGAAUUCGUCUCUGAUGAGCAAUGGUUUGAUUGUAUAUCAACUAGAAAUGAAAAAAAAUAUUAAAAUGCUUCGCGAACCAGUCGAUCCUAAGAAAUGGGUUAUUCCACCGACAAUUAUUGAAGCUACCUAUACGGCACUAUACAAUCGAAUAAGUAAGAUUUAUGUUCUAACUAUAUUUUUAUUAGAUUCUUCAUAGCUUUUGCGGCUGGCAUUCUUCAAAUGCCUG
Molecule: messenger RNA, 1581 nt
Organism: Rotaria sordida
Lineage: Eukaryota; Metazoa; Rotifera; Eurotatoria; Philodinida; Philodinidae
Source: the annotation of a GenBank genome assembly